Molecule: messenger RNA, 1344 nt
Organism: Eruca vesicaria subsp. sativa (arugula)
Lineage: Eukaryota; Viridiplantae; Streptophyta; Magnoliopsida; Brassicales; Brassicaceae
Source: the annotation of a GenBank genome assembly
AAAUAACCUAACAAUCUUCAGUUUCUCUCCCUUUGCUUAAUACUUGCAUACUUCUAAGUCCCAGAGACAAAACUUUUCAGCACAACUAAAACACUUUUUCUAGUAAAACUAUGAUUACCGGAGGAGAUGUUUACAAGGUCAUCGAAGCAAUGGUUCCACUCUAUGUAGCUCUAAUCUUAGGCUAUGGUUCGGUCAAAUGGUGGCACAUCUUCACUCGUGAUCAGUGUGAUGCCAUAAACCGUCUCGUUUGCUAUUUCACCCUACCGCUCUUCACCAUCGAGUUCACGGCUCAUGUCGACCCAUUCAACCUAAACUACCGGUUCAUCGCAGCCGAUGUACUCUCUAAAGUCAUCAUAGUUGCGGUUUUAGCGUUUUGGGCCAAAUAUAGCAACAAAGGAAGCUAUUGUUGGUCCAUCACUAGUUUCUCUUUAUGCACUCUCACAAACUCUCUUGUUGUGGGUGUACCACUGGCUAAGGCGAUGUACGGACAAGAGGCUGUUGAUCUCGUGGUCCAGUCCUCGGUGUUUCAGGCAAUCGUGUGGCUCACACUCUUGUUGUUUGUGUUAGAGCUUAGAAGAGCCGGAUUUAGUAGUAAUAAUAAGGCAGAAAACAUCAAUAUAGAAGAUGGCAGUAAAGAAACUGUGGUUGUAGGAGAAGAGAAGUCGUUCGUUGAGGUGAUGUCCGUCGUGUGGUUGAAGCUUGCAACGAAUCCAAAUUGCUAUUCUUGCAUCCUUGGGAUCGCAUGGGCUUUUAUAUCUAGCAGGUGGCAUUUUGAGAUGCCGGGAAUAAUGGAGGGAUCGAUUCUUAUAAUGUCAAAAGCAGGAACAGGAACUGCCAUGUUCAGUAUGGGGAUAUUUAUGGCACUGCAAGAGAAGUUGAUAGUAUGUGGAACAAGAAAAACUGCGUUGGGGAUGGUCUUGAAGUUUAUUGCCGGACCCGCCGCCAUGGCCAUUGGUUCUAUCGCUGUUGGUCUCCACGGGGAUGUCCUCCGCGUUGCCAUCAUUCAGGCUGCUCUGCCACAAUCAAUCACCUCGUUCAUUUUUGCUAAGGAAUAUGGAUUACAUGCAGACGUUCUAAGCACAGCGGUGAUAUUUGGGAUGUUGGUCUCUUUACCAGUGCUCGUCGCCUACUACGCAGCUUUGGAGUUUCUUCAUUAAAUAAUUUUACAAAUUGAUUAAAUAUAUUGUAUAACAAUGGUCUUUCUCGUAAUUAACUUUUCGCUCUCUUUUAACAUUUGGUCAUCGUUCACAACAUUUCUCCCCUUAAAGGGGAUUUUUAAGUGUAUUCGAUAUAUGGAAAACCAUAAAUCAAACUGACUAAUUAUUGUUGAAAACAUAUCUAUAU